AGAGGCCGGAGUUUCCGGUGGUGGAAGAGCUCGGGUGGCCGCUUUGGUGAGGAGAUCUUUCCUCAGGCCAUGGUACCUGGCUGACUAGCUGAGGCAGGAAACCUCCCUCUUUCCUUCUCCGGUCCGCCGUGGUGACUGCGGCGGCUUCAUUGAGUGUAUAUUUUCUCAGGCCUGGCUGCCUGGCUGACUAGCUGCAGGAAGAAAGCCCCUUCCUUCGGUCUCGGGCCGGUCCUGGUGGCUGCGCUGAGUGGGCUCCCGAACACCAGGGAGGCUGCUUCCACUCAGAGGAGACAGCGACGGCAGUAUGGAGGUGGUGGGGCCUACCGCGGUUCCACAGAAACUGAGCCGUAAGAAGUACAUGGCUCUCCGGAAGAAGGAGAAACGUAAGAAACGACGGCAGGAGCUUGCUCGUCUGAGAGAUGCAGAACUGUCACAGAAAGAAGAGGAAGAAGAUCCUCUUGGUGAAGAAAAACGAUUAGAAGAAGAAAGGUUGUUGGAGGCAGAGAGGCAAAGAUUACAUGAAGAAUGGUUGCUGAGGGAAGAGAAGGCACAAGAAGAAUUCAGGGCAAAGAAGAGAAAAGAAGAGGCAGCUCGAAAACGGAAGGAAGAACUAGAGAGAAAGUUAAAGGCAGAAUGGGAAGAACAACAGAGAAAAGAACGAGAGGAAGAGGAGCAGAAACAACAAGAGAAGAGAGAAAGAGAGGAAGCUGCGCAGAAGAGGCUGGAUCAGGCUGAAAAUGAGUUGGAAAAUGGUGGCACCUGGCAGAACCCAGAACCGCCCACGGAUAUAAGAGUACUGGAGAAAGAUCGAGCCAACUGUCCAUUCUACAGUAAAACAGGAGCUUGCAGAUUUGGAGAUAGGUGUUCACGUAAACACAACUUUCCCACAUCAAGUCCCACCUUGCUGAUUAAGAGCAUGUUUACAACGUUUGGAAUGGAGCAGUGCAGGAGGGAUGACUAUGACCCUGACUCAAGCCUAGAAUACAGUGAAGAAGAGACCUACCAACAGUUCCUAGACUUCUAUUAUGAUGUCCUGCCUGAGUUCAAGAGUGUGGGGAAAGUGAUUCAGUUUAAGGUUAGCUGCAACUUGGAACCUCAUCUGAGGGGCAAUGUAUAUGUUCAGUACCAGUCGGAAGAAGACUGUCAAGCAGCUUUUUCUGUUUUUAAUGGACGAUGGUAUGCAGGACGACAGCUUCAGUGUGAAUUCUGCCCAGUGACCCGGUGGAAAAUGGCAAUUUGUGGCUUAUUUGAAGUACAGCAGUGUCCAAGAGGAAAGCACUGCAACUUUCUUCACGUGUUCAGAAAUCCCAACAAUGAAUAUAGGGAAGCUAAUAGAGACAUCUACCUGUCUCCAGAUUGGACCAGCUCCUCCUUUGCUAAGAGUUCAGAGAGGAGGGAAAGGGCCAGUCACUAUGAUGAAUACUAUGGCAGGUCAAGAAGAAGGAGGAGUCCGAGUCCGGGCCUCUCCUACAAGAGAAAUGGUGAGUCUGACAGGAAGAGCAGUAGUAAUCACAGGGUGAAGAAAUCUCACAAACAUGGAAUGAAGAAUCGUGAGAGGCACAGUUCUCGGAGUAGAAGAAGAAAAAGAGAUCACAGUCUAGGCCCCUGGAGCCAGAGCAGGAGGAGCCGCCAUAGCAGGAGCCGCAGUCACAGUCAGAGCCGCAGCAGGAGCAGCAGCCGGAGCCGCAGCUGUGGCCGUGGCCGUGGCUGGAGCCACAGCCGUAGCCACAGCAGAAGCCGGAAACGAAGCCGGAAUCGGAGCCGGAGCCGGAGCCGGAACCGGAACCGGAACCGGAACCGGAAACGCAAUCAGAGCAGGAGUUGGAGCCAUAGCCAUAGCCAUAGCCGGAGCUCAUCAAGGUCCAGAAGUCCUGGCAGGAGGAGGUCAGGUAGUAGAGACAAAACCACCCAGAGUCCCAAAUCUAAAUAAACUUGGUUGUUUUUAAA
Molecule: messenger RNA, 1947 nt
Organism: Rattus norvegicus (Norway rat)
Lineage: Eukaryota; Metazoa; Chordata; Mammalia; Rodentia; Muridae
Gene: Zrsr2
Product: zinc finger (CCCH type), RNA binding motif and serine/arginine rich 2
Exons: 11
Coding region: 305-1930 (541 amino acids)
Biological process (GO): mRNA splicing, via spliceosome
Cellular component (GO): nucleus; U2AF complex
Molecular function (GO): RNA binding; metal ion binding; nucleic acid binding
Source: RefSeq, marked validated